This is a messenger RNA of Erpetoichthys calabaricus (reedfish), 1418 nucleotides long. RefSeq names its product histone H1-like. Gene Ontology annotation, biological process: nucleosome assembly. The record is from RefSeq and is a predicted model, not a curated record. Gene Ontology annotation, molecular function: DNA binding; structural constituent of chromatin. NCBI's taxonomy places the organism in Eukaryota, Metazoa, Chordata, Cladistia, Polypteriformes, Polypteridae. The transcript has a single exon. Bases 96 to 719 code for a protein of 207 amino acids. Gene Ontology annotation, cellular component: nucleosome.
GCACUCGACUCACUGCUGAUUUAGCAGAGUUCUUGUUUGUGUGUUUUGAUUUUAUUACGUGCUUGUUUCUUCUGUUAAUUUUUUUUAUUUGCAGAAUGGCUGAAGUUGCUCCUGCUCCUGCAACCGCGCCUGCUGCUGCGCCAAACAAAGCACCGAAAAAGAAGUCGUCGGCCAAACCUAAAAAGAGUGGUCCUAGCGUGUCAGAUCAGAUUAUAAAAGCUGUGUCUGCCUCUAAUGAGCGCAGUGGGCUUUCUCUUGCCGGGCUGAAAAAGGCAUUAGCUGCGGGUGGCUACGAUGUCGAAAAGAACAACUCUAGAGUGAAGCUUGCUGUGAAGAGCUUAGUGGGCAAAGGUACGUUGGUGCAGACUAAGGGUACUGGUGCCUCUGGCUCUUUCAAGAUUAACAAGAAACGGACUGAGGCUAAAGAGAAAACUGCCAAAAAGAAGACUUCUCCUAAAACUAAGAAGCCAGUGGCAAAAAAGCCAGCAGCGAAGAAGCCGAAAAAGGCCGCAGCAAAGAAACCCGUGGCUGUUAAAAAGUCGCCCAAGAAAGCAAAGAAGCCUGCAGCUGCUAAGAAAGCUACGAAGAGCCCUAAGAAGGCUAAACCAGCUGCAGCAAAGCCGAAAAAGCCAGCGAAGACUGCUAAGAAAGCCAAGACCACGAAAUCUAAAGUGACCAAACCUAAGACCGUGAAAAAAAGUGCUGGUAAGAAGAAGUAAAGCCUUGUUCGUUAUGCUUAUACCCAACGGCUCUUCUAAGAGCCUCUACAUUGAUAAAAGUGCUGAAAUUCAACCGUUGCUUAUAUUAAGUAUAUGAAGUCCAUUGUGAACUGUAAAGUUGCCAUGCUUUGGGGCUGAGGAAGAAUGCGGACUUCCGAAAAAGGACUAUGUAUAUAUUUUAAAGACAACUUUAUUUUUAACUAAAGCCCUAACAAUGUUGACCUCAAUUUCUUCCAGGUCUUGCAUUUGACCAAACUACCAGUUUUUACUAACGUUUUUCCAACCGAAUUUUUUUUUUUUUUUUUUAAAUGAAGUAAUGCUUUUUAUUGUGGAAACCUCAACCUAUGCAGUCUGGUGUGUGGGUUUUGUUUUGCAUGUGUAACUGGUUUUUCUUUUUGUAAACUUGGGUGGCUUGUGUGUAUCAUCUGACUGCAGUAAAAUAUUUAACUGUCAAAAGGAUUUGGGAGUUGUGUAGUCAAGUGUCUACUUAACACAUGCUGUCCUUUAGCUAAACUUGAUUUAUGCUAUUAAGCCACCAGGAAGAACAAGAUGAACAUUCUUCAACCCUUUUCCAGUGUGUACUAUGGGCUAGCUUAUAAAACUUUUUAAAGUGAAAUCGGUCUUUCUUACCCCACCCUUUAUUUUGUAAUGUGUAUUCUACCUUGUGGUGUUGCUGAAUAAAUUAUACAUUUUCUGUAA